This is a messenger RNA of Vigna radiata var. radiata (mung bean), 1461 nucleotides long. RefSeq names its product syntaxin-22. Lineage: Eukaryota; Viridiplantae; Streptophyta; Magnoliopsida; Fabales; Fabaceae. Gene Ontology annotation, cellular component: SNARE complex; membrane; endomembrane system. The record is from RefSeq and is a predicted model, not a curated record. The coding region runs from base 188 to 1009 and encodes 273 amino acids. Gene Ontology annotation, molecular function: SNARE binding; SNAP receptor activity. The transcript has 7 exons. Gene Ontology annotation, biological process: vesicle-mediated transport; vesicle fusion; intracellular protein transport.
AGAGACCCACCGAAGAAACUACCUCACGGAAUCCAAAUCUUCGUUCGCUUCCCUUUUCUUGCACUGCCCUAAUUCCUCAAAUUCCCCUCUCUUUAUUCUCCCAGAUCCCGGUAAACGCUUCCUUCGCCUUUUCCCUCCCUUUCUCAGGAAAAUUCUCCCAAUUUUCUCGAGAAAGUGAAACGGAAUUAUGAGCUUUCAGGACAUCGAGGCUGGUCGGCCCUUCGGUUCCAGGCGUGGCUUGGCCAACGGCAAGCAGGACCCCACGCAGGCAGUGGCUGCCGGAAUAUUUCAGAUCAACACCGCCGUCUCCACCUUCCAGAGACUCGUCAACACCCUCGGAACCCCCAAAGAUACCCCCGAGCUCCGCGAGAAGCUCCACAAGACAAGACUACAUAUUGGGCAAUUGGUGAAGGAUACAUCAGCUAAACUUAAGCAAGCUAGUGACAUUGAUCAUCAUGCUGAAGUUAAUGCGAGCAAGAAGAUCGCAGACGCUAAACUUGCGAAAGAUUUUCAAGCAGUAUUGAAAGAGUUUCAGAAGGCACAACGUCUUGCAGCUGAGAGGGAAACAGCAUACACUCCUUUUGUUCCCCAAGCAGUCCUUCCUUCCAGCUAUACUGCUGGUGAAUUAGGUGUUGGUUCUGAUAAAUCACCAGAAGAGCGUGCCUUACUCGUGGAAUCAAGGAGGCAGGAGGUUUUGUUCUUAGAUAAUGAGAUUGCCUUUAACGAGGCCAUCAUUGAGGAAAGGGAGCAAGGCAUUCAAGAAAUACAGCAGCAAAUUGGUGAAGUUAACGAGAUCUUCAAAGAUCUUGCUGUGCUUGUCCAUGAGCAAGGAACCAUGAUUGAUGAUAUUGGCUCCAACAUUGAGAACUCCCAUGCAGCAACAGCACAAGCAAAAUCUCAACUUUUAAAAGCUUCAAAGACCCAAAGAUCAAAUUCCUCUUUGACAUGCUUGCUUUUGGUGAUUUUCGGGAUUGUGCUUCUGAUCGUGAUCAUAGUUCUUGCUGCUUAGACAAAUAUUGUCUCAAUUCCAUUAUGAAGUAAAUGCAUAUAUGCAAAGCAGCAGAUAUCAUCUUCCUUGCUGAAGAUAUAACUUGAUCGGUGCUUUGUCGGAUCUGGUGAUUGACUGGAGUUUGUUGCAUCUGAUUUCAGUACAAGAUGUGGGAAUUCCCAUGAUUUUGUUGUGGGGUGUUAUGUUCUCUCUGUGUUAGUGUUUGGGGUUUUCAAAUAUGUCACGACUUAUGUUGUAAGUCCUCUCCUUGUUUCUUUAAUUGAAAAAGUAUUAAUUCUUUCAUUUCCCUUGUAAAUGCAACACUGAAACUGGCUGGUUGUGCUGACUUUUCAGUAAAACCUUCGUAUAUGGUAAUAUGUUUCUCUUUUAGUGUUUCUCUAUCCCAAAGUUGGAACUUGAAUGUGUAUGAAGAAAAAAUUUGGAUGUAUUUGACGAGUUUAUUCGGUGAGUGA